AUGACGGCCCUGGCAACCCCCCAACGGUCGCCACUUUUCUCCCCAGAUCCGUUGCGCUCACCCACCACCCAAAGAUAUUUCCUCCACGACCUCCACAACCUCCACGAUAUUCACUCCAAAUCCCCCAUGCAACAUGAUUUCAACCCCCACGAUUCUCCUAGUCCCGUCGCCUCCACUGAAUCUUCUCUUCCGCCCUCUCCGAACUUCACUCCGGCCGUCCAGGAUCCCCUCUACACACCUACUCUGAGCAGUCUAUCGCUAGAUGAGGAUCUACUCCUCCCUUCCGACAAAGUGGAGACAGAAACAGAGACAGAGACAAUUCUCGAUACCUUGAGCGACGCCUCAAUAGAUCUACCAUCUCCCUCCGCACUCUUGACCACCCACCCGGCUGCCGACGAUACCUCCGUCGAGGACGAGCCAUCGCGCCAUGUCGACUACCUGGCCCAUGAAUGGAAGGAAGAGGAUAUCUGGGCCUCCUGGCGAUAUGUGACCGCUCGCCGAGGUGACUACAGUAAUGGUGUCCGGCUGGAGAACGCGUCGUGGAGGACAUGGGCCAAAGCCAAGAAUAACCUCAAAACUAUCUCUCCAGAGACCUUGAAUUGGCUCAAGGACUGUGAUGUCACUUGGCUCUAUGGUCCCCUCAAGACCUCCGCCUCGACCGACGCCAUGACAUCCGAUUGCUCUCCUCCGCCCAGCCGUCUGGAAACCCCCAACUCUUAUCUGGAACGGAAGCCCAUCUUAAAAAAGAAAACCGCAUCAGAAGCUAUCCUCCAACGCUCCCUCUCCCAACACACCCUCCUACAGCAUGCGGGUGCCAUUCUCAAAGCCCAAGAGGCAAAUGGAUGGUCUCGCCCCCCAUUCCCCCGAUCCAACACCGACCUCGACCAAAUCCACCACCGGACGGGGAGCUCGACAUAUUCCCUCGGCGGUACUCUCACCACCUCGUCCUCCGGGAUGACUUCCCCCAGUGAGCGGCGGCAUAUCCACUUCAAUGAUGAAGUGGAGCAGUGUAUCGCAGUCGACAUCAAAGAAGGCGAUGGAGACUGGCCGGCCGUGGAUGACGAGUCUUCAUCAGACGAUGGAGUGAUCAUGAUGCGACAGAUCGCUGGUCAAGCAUCCCUCAGCAAUCGAAGUACCCCACGCAACAGUUUUAGCAGCGACAGCAAAACGAUCGCCCCAUUACCCUCCACCACCUUGAAAUACCGCGGGGACACCCCGGAGCCACGCGAGUCAAUCCUUGCUCGGUGGUCAUCUCUUUCAUCACAACCCGCCUCUACCUCCACCUCCACUUCCUCUAAAUUAUCACCCACUCCCUCCGUGGAAACCCUCCGCCCACCUCAAUCCUCCGCCAACUUCCUGCUUGAUGACGAUGAUGAAGAUCCGAGUCUCGAUUUUACGGGCCAUUACCGGACUCAAGACCAGCCAUGGUUUGUCCCUGAAGAUGAGGAUGAAAUGACCGAUCGUCCACUUCGACUUACCUCCUCGGGCAUGUUUAUGCCGUAUGGUGAGGGGGAGGGAGAAGGAGAAGGAGAACCUGUCAGUAAUGGCCUCCUUGGCCGUGUGGUUGAUACGGUGAAUACUGCGCGAGAUAUUGCCCAUGUCAUUUGGAACGUGGGCUGGCGGCGGUGA
Penicillium waksmanii is the source of this 1629-nucleotide messenger RNA. Its product is annotated as protein phosphatase regulator REG1. Gene Ontology annotation, biological process: cellular response to glucose starvation; protein catabolic process in the vacuole. The record is from RefSeq and is a predicted model, not a curated record. Bases 1 to 1629 code for a protein of 542 amino acids. The transcript has 2 exons. Lineage: Eukaryota; Fungi; Ascomycota; Eurotiomycetes; Eurotiales; Aspergillaceae.